UCUAGAAUUUUCAAAUUCAAACCCGGUGAUAAUCAGGGUCGGCCAAGAGGGUGUGUUGGUCCGCCCUCUGGCAUAGGGCCUCCGAAUAUUAGGGGCGUUCACUUAGAUCCGUUAGUUACCGAUCAUAUAUUGUAGGUUGUAUUUUUGGUGUAUGCUUAAUAGAUAAUUUUAGCUAUAAUAACAAUUGAAAAUGAUCUCAUGGAAAUACAAAAAUCAGAGAAAUAAUAGAUAAUUUUAUUUUAAACAACAUAGAAAGAUAUUACAUUUUGAAUAAUGGUAUUAUAAUCAUUUUAGUUUUAUUAUAGUUAAAAGUCAAUUUGGACCACGUCUCGAUUUUAAACAGGGCCUCCACAAUCCAUUAGACUGCCUCGCAUCCACCUCUCGAUCAAUUAGACUAUUUUCAUUUCUCCAUUCUAUUUUUGCGCUAUAUCCAUUUUCUCUUCCCUCCAUAUUUACUUUCCUCCCUACUAGGACUCGGAAUUGGGUCUUGGUUUCUUGGUCAAACUGAAAACGGAUCGUUUAUUCUUUUUGUAAUCAUUUUCUGAACUUAUGUAUUUUUUAUAAUUUUUAUUUGUAAUAAAUUUAUGAAGAAAAAAAUUUACGACCACAUUUUAAAUUUUUGAAUAGGACCUCCGAAUAUCAUGGUACAACCCUUGUGAUAAUUCACCCUUUGUUCGCUCAAAGGGAUUGUCAAGUUGGGGCAAAAAUUAAAACCUAGGUUUGGACUGAAGGUAUACAAGAGUUGUAGUUGUGAAGUGGUUUAGUUGCCCAUGAUUAUCUCUAAGUAGAGGUGGCAAAUGGAUUGAAUUGAUGGAUUGGAUUGGUGGAUCCAUGGAUCAAAUGGAUUGGAUCAAGUGGAUUGGUGGAUUAUCCAUGAAUCCAAAUGACAUCCUCAACCAAGGACCAAUAUGUAAAAUGUAAAAAGUUUAGGUACUAAAAUGUCAUAAUGUAAAAUUUUAGGUACCAAAAUAUAAUUUUCCAAUGAUAUUUUUCGUAUAAAAAAUUAAAUUUUAGGUACCAAAAUGUAAAAAAUAAAAAUUAUAGGUACUAAACCGUAAUUUGCCAAUAAUCCAUGGAUCCAAUCAUGAAUCCACCAAUCCAAUUGGAUUUGGAUAAAAUGGAUUGGAUUUAAAUGGAUUGGAUUAGGUGGAUAUUUUUAAUGGAUUGAUGGAUUGGAUUGAAAUUGCCACUUCUAUCUCUAAGUAUGUUGGUUAAAACCACAUUGUAAAAUUAUUGACGGUGAUUCCCAAACAAAUAUUAUGAUAAUAUAGAAAAUUUUACAAUUGAAUAUACCAUUAUCAUUGUAAAUAAUGAUUUUUUGAGUUAUGAAUUUCGUACUCCUAUAUCUUUUCGUUGUAAUGAAUUACCUAUAAUUAAGAAGAACUUUGCAUGUAAUUUUUAUAAUUGAGUUUCAAUAUUUUGGUUCAAGGUUGAUGAUGGUUCGUGUUAUUUUUAUAAAAUAUAAUAACCUAUUUUUGAAAAAGGAUAAAUAAGGAAUUUUUUUAAUUUUAAUGGCCAUUAAAAUAUAAUUAAAAAAUAUAAAAUUUCCAAAUUUCAACAUAAAAAUAAAUAGCCGUUAAAUAUUAUCCAGUUGGCAUUUGGCCACUUGGCUAGAGACGUUACACUCCUUCGCCAACCCCAACUAUAAUAUCACAACCAACCAACCCUUCUCUUCUCUCAUUUUCCUUCCCCUUCCUUUCCUUUCCUUUCCUUUCUACAGCCAGCUUCUCCAUUAUUCACUUCCCUUUCCCCAUUUCUCUUCCCACAUCCCUCCUUCUCGGCUUCCCAAAGUUCUAAUCCAUGGCAGAAGAAGAAGCUAAGAAGGCCGAGCCCGAAUGCCCUGCUCCUCCAGCCGCCGAUCCUCCGGCGGCUGCUGCUGCUCCUGCCGACGAACCUCCAAAGGAUGUCGCCGAGGAGAAAUCCGUAAUUCCGGCCACUCCUCCACUGGAAGAAAAACCUGACGACUCCAAGGCCAUCGUCCCCGUCGAAAAGGUUGCAGAAGCUGCAGUGGAGGAGGCAAAGCCUGCUGAGGGUUCUAUCAAUAGAGAUUUAGUACUCGCCAAAGUCGAAGCAGAGAAGCGGACUUCUCUCAUCAGAGCUUGGGAAGAGGCCGAGAAGAGCAAAGCUGAGAACAAAGCUCAGAAGAAGAUCUCUGCAAUCGAGUCAUGGGAGAACAGCAAGAAAGCGAACAUCGAGGCGGAGCUCAGGAAGCUAGAGGAACAGCUGGAGAAGAAGAAAGCAGAGUACGGCGAGAAGAUGAAGAACAAGAUCGCCGAAAUCCACAAGCAAGCCGAGGAGAAGCGAGCCAUGACCGAAGCCAAACGAGGCGAAGAUCUGCUGAAAGCAGAGGAAGUUGCUGCAAAGUAUCGCGCCACAGGCACUACACCAAAGAACCCACUUGGCUGCGGCUGUUUCUAAACCCAAAACAAAAAGAUUCUUCCUCAUUUUCUUUAGUACUCUGUUUUUUUUUUUUUUUUGUUGUAUAUCCCUUUUGCUUCAUGUUUCACCAAAUUACAUUUCCUUACUCUGAAAUACCUUUAUUAGUUUGCUCUGUAUGUAUGGGAUUUUGGGUUUUCUUACCGUUUCAUAGAAUUGUAGGCAGCAAGAUUGAGUUUACAGUUUGUGAUUUGCAGUGUGUGUGUGUGAUUGAUUGUUGAUGUAUUAUUUGGCAUGAUUGUAGUUUUGUGGUGUAUAUAAACAGAGCAUCUAUUCUAUAAGGACCCUGUUUCUUCUAGAUGUUUGUUUGAGAGUGUGGUUUGAUUGGUCUGAGAGUUAUGAAUGAAAGGAUGAGCUGUGAAGGGGAACAUUGGGACAAAAUACAGGUAAGAAAGAUGAACAGCUGCCCUGACAUUCAGAACUUCAAUCAGGAAGGGGACAAAGCUUGUGUUUGGGCCCAAAGUUGGGACAAGAUUGUCUUGUAAUAAGUCAUAACUCAUAGGUCAUAGCAGACACUUCACCCACAAUGUGGACGUUUAAGGCUGAGAGAAUGUGGAGUAGGAGAUGGUAGAACUCAAAUUCAUGAGCUUGCUUGAGUGAACCUGUUGCUUCAAUCAAUUUCAUUGUUCUCUAAUGACGUUUUCCCAGUGAUGGAAGAUCAGCCUUUCAUUCUGAUCGAGCUGAUCAUCUGAAAUUUGGCUAGAUCCACUCUUUGAUACAUUGCUUUCAUGUUCUCCGGUGUUAUUUAUUUAUUAUGGACAAUUUUUUUUUGACAAAUGGGAAUCUUUAUUGGUUCCAACUAAGAGGAAACCCCAAGGAACACGAUUACAAACAAACUAUGUUAAGCAAAAACAGCAACCAAGAGCGGAACAUAGCUUGAAAGCAGCCACCCAGUAGAGCAAAACCCUUGAAGUGAAACAGAUCACUGGAAUCUCUCUUGCACCCAACCAAUUAGAGUACAACAAGAUCGAAGUCAGCUUGUCUGAUCAUAUCGAAAUCCAUGGGUAGGUGGUCAUCAUCAAACCAUUUACCGCCAUAAUUCAAAGGCAUCCAUCAUUGUGAAUCCUAAAAAUAAGAUUGCAUGGCGGUGGAGAGGGAUAUGAAACGAAUGCUCCAAACUGAAAACGCAGAGAAAGUCGAGGGAGAGAGAUCAAAUUCCCAGCAGAGCAGAAGAUCCCACCGGUAAGGGUGAACAAACACGCCCGCAAACCGACCCACCCGUCCAAUCCGACCCAACCCACCCGUAUUUAUCGCUAAAACGAAGGUAUUGGUUUGGUUGAGGGUUUUCUUUUGUACAACCCUCUUCUUUUGGGUUGGGUUUGGAUUUUGGAUUACACAACCCGUAGAACCCGACCCAACCCAUGUUCCAACAAUUGGUAUGAGUUCGUAUCCAAAAAAUAUUUAUGUAGUAUAUAACCCGUAGCAUAAUUACAUAUUUUGAGUUGGGUUGGGUUUUUACUUAAAAAUAUUGCCAACCCGACCCAACCCAAUUAGAAACAAACCAUAGGGUUUAAUUUUUUUUGGGUGGGUUUGAGUUUAAUAUUUCCCAAACCGUAGUGCAUGGGUCGGGUGAUUAAGAUGGCUAAACCCGGACCACCCGACCCAUGUACACCCCUACCCACGGGAGUCACACAUCUCCACGGAGAACACUGAUUUCCAACCACAACCACCGGGGAAGACCCAACCCUCCACGCUUCGACAGAUCACCAAGCAACACUAACUCACAGGGGAGGUUGGAGGGGAAGAGACGAUAAUGGCUUCACCAAAUGAUGAGACCACCAACCUGAGAAAAAGCACCCUCGUCCAGAUCUGGAAGAUGCGCCCAAGCUGCUAACUCCGGAUCCUACAUUGAGCAAGCCUAGGACAGAACCCAAGACCAGAAAGAAGAGCAGUAGCUCGACUGGAAAGGGGGAAAUCAGAAGGCCUCAAUGGCAAGGAAAAACUAAACUUAAAUCCGAUUG
This is a messenger RNA of Linum trigynum, 4397 nucleotides long. Lineage: Eukaryota; Viridiplantae; Streptophyta; Magnoliopsida; Malpighiales; Linaceae. The record is from the annotation of a GenBank genome assembly.